AUGCAGUCAGAAAGUGAAACGAAAAAUGAGACUGGCGUGUACAAUGCGGGGAACUCGUCACAAUAUCCGGGAGCGCCUCCCCCUUACCCUGGACCACCACCAGGUCCCGCACCAGCCGCCUAUCCCCACCCAGUCCAGGGUCCGACAAUCGUCCAUGGUACUACCACUGUGAUACACGGACCAGCAGUGGUCCCCGCGGUGGUAGUCGGCCGUCAAAUGGGCACCCAAGCAACGACCUACGUUUGCAAGUCCUGCAACCAUCAAGUCAUCACGAGGGUGGACAGAAGUCCAUCGUUGCGCACUCACCUCUUUGCGCUCUUAUUAUGCGUUAUUGGGUGCUGGCCGUUCGCAUGUGUACCAUACUGCGUAGAUUCCUGCAACAAUGCCGACCACUAUUGCACGAACUGCGGCGCGUAUAUUGGAUCGUACGUAGGC
Messenger RNA from Iphiclides podalirius (scarce swallowtail), 435 nucleotides. The record is from the annotation of a GenBank genome assembly. Lineage: Eukaryota; Metazoa; Arthropoda; Insecta; Lepidoptera; Papilionidae.